This is a messenger RNA of Protopolystoma xenopodis, 558 nucleotides long. The record is from the annotation of a GenBank genome assembly. Lineage: Eukaryota; Metazoa; Platyhelminthes; Monogenea; Polystomatidea; Polystomatidae.
AUGUUCACUGAUCUGCUUGACGACCUUGCCUACUUGUCUCGCCAAUUAUCUGCUCUCAGGCCAAGUCAGUUGUUUAGGCUUGCUUGUUGGCUCGGCACCUUCGGAUUACCCUAUGCUCUACUGGAUCAUCUCUCCAAAGAAGAAGCCAACAACAUUAAAGCCAACGUCGAAACUCUGGUUAUGACUGAGGUUACGUUUAAUGAAGUCAACAAAAUUGAGAAAGAUAAGAAUACAGAUGAAAUAGGCUCUCAACCAGCUGAUGCAAGCAAAUCGACUAUAGGCUGUAUUGACGCAAGCAAAGUUGGUACACCAACAUUACCCAACAUUUUGCCGGAUAAGCCUGUUGAUGUGUAUAAAGCAAUAGCUCGGAGUUCUGAAAGAAGCCGGAGAUCUUGGGAUGAGCUGCUUGGAUUACAUUUAUUGUACAAGCGCAUAGCAGCUGUUGCGGAUAGUUUGACGCAUUCGCACCCACAGGACUUGCGUGAAAUUCUCCAGGUUGGUCAUCUUGUCACCUUAGUUCGCAUAUACAGUCAGCUUCUUAGUAUAAAAACAGGUUAA